Messenger RNA from Acaromyces ingoldii, 2140 nucleotides. Its product is annotated as putative MFS multidrug transporter. NCBI's taxonomy places the organism in Eukaryota, Fungi, Basidiomycota, Exobasidiomycetes, Exobasidiales, Cryptobasidiaceae. Bases 295 to 1992 code for a protein of 565 amino acids. The record is from RefSeq and is a predicted model, not a curated record. Gene Ontology annotation, molecular function: transmembrane transporter activity. Gene Ontology annotation, biological process: transmembrane transport. The transcript is spliced from 4 exons.
UCACGGUGAUGGAGCAGUGUGGUGUGAUCGUCGGCGAAUUUUUUCUUGUGGGGAUCCAGUGAAAGAGCAGUACGGUGAUUCAAUCCCGUGCAUAGUGGCUGUUCCAGAGGGACGGGCGUUGAGAAUCGGGUGAGCGCGGCCCUGACGUAGCCUGAAGCGGAACACAAGACUUUUAACCGUGGGCUCCCCUGCAUCGCCGGCCUUCGCAGAGGGAUUAUCUAGACUCCCAGAGGGUGCUCUUACGUUCUUUCCCACUCGACCACGAUCUCGCAGAGAGACGACAAAGCCAGCAACAUGUCUGACACCGAGACGGCCACUCACGCCGGCAGUCCGAGCAGCCCGCCGAAGGAUAUCGAAAAGCCCCCCCAGUACGGCGAAGCCACGAAGGAGACGGAGCCGACUCGACCGGCGGCCCCGGAGCGUGCAAAGACGGGGGAGUCUCGUCUGUCAAGGGCUUGGACGAAGAGGAACUUGCCUAGGACCGACGGCAAAGUAGAGCUCAAGGAGAAAGAAGCAUGGGACAAACUCGGUUAUUCGUUCCCGACAUGGAAGAAAUGGCUCAUCCUGACGGUUAUCUUCACCGUUCAGAUGAGCAUGAAUCUGAACACCUCGAUCUACCCAAAUGUAGUGAUGGAGAUACCCAAGGAUGAUCGGUAUCGUGGUGUCAGCGAGCAGGGUGCCCGUGUCGGUCAGAUGAUUUUCCUUGUGGCUUACGCUUUUGGCUCAGAGCUCUGGGCACCGUGGAGCGAAGAGCUUGGACGAUGGCCCAUCCUCCAGUUGUCGCUUCUCCUAGUCAACUUGACCCAAGUCUGGGCCGCCCUGGCGCCCAACUACAACAAUCUCAUCGUCGCCCGGUUCUUUGGUGGUCUCUUCACGGCCGGCGGUAGCGUCACGCUCGGCAUGGUCGCAGACAUGUGGGAGGCUGACGAGCAGCAAUUUGCGGUUGCGUUUGUCGUUCUUUCGUCGGUGGGCGGAACGUCGAUUGGGCCUUUCAUCGGAGGCUUUGUCGAAGCGUACACCAUCCCGAAGGUUACCUACUGGAUCUUCUGGGUCCAGCUCAUCUUUGGCGGCGUGACUCAGAUCAUGCAUUUCUUCAUCGUGCCUGAAACUCGCGCCACGGUUCUUCUCGAUCGAGAGGCCAAGCGCAGGAGAAAGGCCGGCGAGACCAACAUUUACGGCCCUAGUGAGCUGCGGGAGGACCGGUUCAGCUUCAAGGAAAUCGUCGAGACAUGGCUGCGUCCAUUCGAGAUGUUCCUCCGUGAGCCUAUCGUCUUGUCGCUCUCGCUGCUCAGUGGUUUCAGCGAUGCCCUCAUCUUCACCUUCCUCGAGAGCUUUAACUUCGUCUACAAGCAGUGGGGCUUCGGCACCGUGGCCAUUGGAUUGGCCUUCCUCCCCAUCAACAUCGGCUACAUCAUCUCCUACUUCUCCUUCUUCCCCUCGAUCAUCAGCCAGAACAGGAUCCGCAGGAAGGACCCCGACGCACUGCUGCCGGAAGCCCGUCUUUGGUGGCUGCUCUGGGUCGCGCCCCUCGAAGCAAUCGGCUUGUUUGGCUUCGCAUGGACUUCUCUUGGCCCACCACACGUUCACUGGAUCGCGCCCAUGAUCUUUUCUUGCAUGAUUGCCAUUGCCAACUACGCUAUUUACAUGGCCACGAUUGAUUACAUGGUGGCAGCUUACGGCCCCUAUUCGGCUUCUGCCACUGGAGGAAACGCACUCGCACGAGACUUCCUCGCCGGUAUCGCUGCCUUGUAUGCCACCCCGCUCUACCAGAACCUGGGGCCCAUGAGCCUCGAGUGGGCAUCGACGCUGCUCGGCUUCCUCGCCAUCCUCGUCACGAUUCCCAUCUACAUUUUCUACUACAAGGGCCCCGCCAUUCGGGCGCGCAGCAAGUUCGCCCAGACGCUCGCCUCGGACCGCAAGGCCAAUGGAGGCCACCGGGUCGUUGGCGAAGGCGAAAAGGCCGACGCCAACCGCAUGGAGGCGCAAAAUUAGAAAAAGAAAGCACCGACAAACGACCGUUCCAUUCCCGUCCAUCAGCAUCUUCUCGGCUCUCUUCUUCUGAAACCCGUUUCUGUAUUCUGUAACUUUUCAUUCCUCAUUGCAACGUUUCUCGCCUGGUGAUGUGGCACCAAACCCGCUU